Molecule: messenger RNA, 942 nt
Organism: Pleurotus ostreatus (oyster mushroom)
Lineage: Eukaryota; Fungi; Basidiomycota; Agaricomycetes; Agaricales; Pleurotaceae
Exons: 1
Coding region: 1-942 (313 amino acids)
Biological process (GO): double-strand break repair
Cellular component (GO): cytoplasm; PML body
Molecular function (GO): 5'-tyrosyl-DNA phosphodiesterase activity; single-stranded DNA binding
Source: RefSeq, a predicted model, not a curated record
AUGUCAUCUAUAUCGUACACCGACGAUGAACCUGUAAUACCGAACUCAUUAUAUGAACUCCGGCCUUGUCGAUAUCGAACGACGAAAGAGGCCUGGAAACACCUCUCAGAACGCGAUCUACAUAAGGCCGCGGCUCCAUCCGCCGUCCGCAUAAUAUCCUGGAACGUCGACUACGCAGAGGACGACUGCAUCCCCCGCCUCGAAACAGCGCUCGAGUACCUGCGAUGCGACAUCUUUCACUGCGAAUCCGGCAAAGCCCCGGAGCCCUGCUGCAUCCUCCUGCAAGAAGUCAACAUUGAGGCCUUCGCCACGAUACUCCACGACGACUGGGUCAAGAACCACUUCAUCGUCACCCCUUCGACGACACGCAAAUGGCCGGAGGACGCAUACUAUGGGAACGUGACGCUCGUCUCGCGGAAGGUGCCUGUGGUGUUUGCUGGGAUCUUGGAGUUUGGGUGCUCGGGCAUGCAGCGGACGGCAGUGAUCGUUGAUGUGCGGAUGAGAGUAUUGGAGUCGGAGGGGCAGGAUGUGCUUGUCCGCGUGGUUAACACGCACCUGGAGUCUUUGCCCUCGGGUACGAUGGCUCGGCCCAGACAACUCAACAUCAUAUCAAAGCUCCUAACGGAGGACAAAUUGCAUAGCGGGAUAGUUUGCGGCGAUAUGAAUGCAAUCAUGCCAGAAGACAAACGACUCCCUCAGCAGAACGGACUGCGAGAUGCAUGGCGGAAAGGGGAUGAGGACGAGAGCGGAUUCACCUGGGGUUAUCAGGGGAAGGAUGUAGGAAAAUUUCCGCCCGGACGGCUUGAUAAAGUCUUGUUCGUGCCUCGCCGAGGGCUAAAAGUGGACGAGCCAGCAAAAAUCGGCGUCGGUGUGCAAACACAGGAGGGCAAAUUCGCCAGCGAUCACUAUGGCCUAGUCACCACGGUCCGCGUUCUUCGAUGA